AUGCAUAGGUAUAUACAAAUAUUCCCACACAGCAAUCUCUCUAAAACGACGACGGCCGUGGACAGCCUCACAUCCGUCGCCGAGGUUCGCAGUAAAAAAGACAAGGACGGAGUUGGAGAUGGAGACGGACGAGUCGAUGGCGACGACGAUGCCUACCCCGAGGGCGGCCUUCGCUCGUGGCUCGUCGUGUUUGGCUGCUGGCUCGCCAUGUUCGCCUCUCUCGGCCUCAUGAACGUCCUGGCUACCUUCCAGUCGUACUUGUUGACCAACCCGGCUUCCGGUUACAAUACGGGCACCAUGGCGUGGAUCUUUUCCCUCUACACCUUUGCCAGCUUUGUCCUCGGCCUCUAUGUCGGCCCCCUCUUCGACAAAUACGGCCCGCACUGGCUCAUCCUGUCGGGCACCGUGUGCCUGGCCGUCAGCCUAGUCCUCAGCAGCCUGAGCUACGAGUUCUGGCACUUCCUCCUCGCCUUCGGCAUACUCAGCGGCCUGUCCGGCUCCAUGCUCUUCACUCCCGCCGUCGCCGCCAUUGGCCACUUUUUCAAGGAGCGCCGAGGCUUCGCUACGGGCGUCGCCAUGACUGCAGGCUCGGUCAGCGGCGUGCUGUUCCCGCUGGUGUUGCAGAGACUGUAUGUCACGGUCGGCUUGGCCUGGGCUGUCCGCACGCUGGCGGUCAUCUGCCUUGUUGCUACUAUCGUUGCAAACUUCCUGGUCCGCUCGCGCCUCCCACCAGCCAAAAAUGCCAGCCCACACCCUGACAUACGCAUCUUCAACAACAAAGGCUUCGCCUGGACCGCGGCGGCCGCCUUCCUGCUCGAGUUCGCCAUCUUCAUCCCCAUGACAUACACUUCUAGCUACACGCUGAGCAAGGGCUUCUCCCAGGCUUUUUCAUUCAACAUUGUCGCCAUCAUCAACGCCACCUCCGUCGUUGGCCGCGUCGUGGGCGGCUACUGGGCUGACUCUCUCGGCCCCUUUAACACGAGCGUUGCGGCAGUCUGCGUGUCCAUCUUCGCCUGCUUCGGCAUCCUGCUUCCCGCCGGCGGCACCAAGCCCGGCAUCGUCAUAUUCGCCCUGCUGUUUGGCUUCGCCAGCGGGAGCAACAUCAGCCUCGUGCCCGUCUCCAUCAGCCGUCUCUGUACCACGCAGGCGUACGGCCGCUACUACGGCACGUGCUACACCGUCGUCUCCAUGGCUGUUCUCGUCGCUGUUCCCAUCGCCAGCAGAGUUGUCCCCCUCGACAGGGGUGACUACAGGGGCCUCGUCGUCAUCACGGGCGCCGCCUAUAUGGCAUCCAUCUUUGCUUUUCUCAUGGCCAAGGCCUCCGUGGUUGGCUGGAAUCUAUGGACCAUUUUCUGA
Lasiosphaeria miniovina is the source of this 1356-nucleotide messenger RNA. Its product is annotated as major facilitator superfamily domain-containing protein. Gene Ontology annotation, molecular function: transmembrane transporter activity. The record is from RefSeq and is a predicted model, not a curated record. Bases 1 to 1356 code for a protein of 451 amino acids. Lineage: Eukaryota; Fungi; Ascomycota; Sordariomycetes; Sordariales; Lasiosphaeriaceae. The transcript has 2 exons. Gene Ontology annotation, biological process: transmembrane transport. Gene Ontology annotation, cellular component: membrane.